This is a messenger RNA of Hydatigera taeniaeformis, 561 nucleotides long. NCBI's taxonomy places the organism in Eukaryota, Metazoa, Platyhelminthes, Cestoda, Cyclophyllidea, Taeniidae. The record is from the annotation of a GenBank genome assembly.
AUGUCGUGCCUAGAUUUUCCCGACUUUUUAGAACUGGUGUCAGAUGAACAUGGAAAUCAAAGUUUGAUAAAGGAAGCAGCCAACUCAAUUCUUCAGUUCGCCUCUUUAUUGCGCCAUGGUCUCAUCCCCAACCUUAUGGGCGAUGGGCAAUGCGUCCCGCCGCGGUACAAUGCGCGCGAUGCUGUCUGGUUCUGGCUCUACUCUAUUUGUUGUUUCGAGGAUGAAGUGACGGCUAGCGAAGGCCUAGCACCUGGUCUCGGAGGCGGAAAGAAAUCAAUACUUUCGCGCCCCGUUUUCCGCUGGUUCAUCACUGAUACCGCUCCAGGCUGGCCAGAUGAGCGGGAUUCCGUGAAUAUGGCUAACCCACCGGCCGACCGUGUGAUGCCAUUGUAUGAUGUUAUGCAAGAGGCACUGCAACGCCAUGUCACUGGAAUUGAAUUUAGAGAGAGGACUGCUGGAUUUGCUCUUGACUGUCAGAUGGUAACUGAGGGAUUCAAUGUAAGUUCUAUGACAAUUGAUACACGCAUUUUUUUCGACAUUGCCCAACCAAAGGAUUCCUGA